Molecule: messenger RNA, 1395 nt
Organism: Babjeviella inositovora NRRL Y-12698
Lineage: Eukaryota; Fungi; Ascomycota; Pichiomycetes; Serinales
Gene: CHL4
Product: Chl4p
Exons: 1
Coding region: 1-1395 (464 amino acids)
Biological process (GO): CENP-A containing chromatin assembly; chromosome segregation
Source: RefSeq, a predicted model, not a curated record
AUGUCUAACAUAAAGGUGCUUCCCAAUGCAUACAAUCCCAACUACCCCCCGCACCAGUUGGUGCGCAUAUUAUCGCGGCUUCCUACCAAGUCGCUCAUCAACCUCGCACAGCUCUGGACCGCUCUACCGCAAACCCAGCCGUCAGUGGACAAAGCGGUCGGAUCGGACGUGUCAACCGCCCAGUUAUGCCAGGAAAUAUCUAUGGAGUUGGACGCCUACAAAGCCGCCCCAAAGCCACCGAAAAAACGCACGGUGGUGGACAAAAUUAUCGCCGAAUACUGGUCUGCGGGCUUGAAUCUUCUACAACUAGCGUCGCUCGAUUGCCAGUUGUUGGUUGACCUGGGAAACGCGUAUUACUGGAGUUAUUCAACGGUGUAUAACUACAAAAGUUACUUGAAAGAAAGCCAGGAUAGGACAUCCACGCAGAUUAUUGCUUUCAACCCGCAACGGUUCUUGGAAUUGCUCAUCGCAAACCUCUCAUCGUUCUACUACAAUCACGUCUAUGUCUGCCGCCAUCCAGAGUUCCCCAUAACCAUCAUCCGGGUCCAGGUGUUUGACCUCCAGGCGAGGGCUACCCGAAAUGCCACACAUAACAGGAAGAGGGCGCCGAAUUUUGCCUCACACAAACCUUUUUUCAUCGUCAUACCUAUCAACACCCCGUAUGUGAUCCACUCCCCGUUCGGGACGGCCUCCGAUUUGGUCUGCUCCAUCAUUGUGCAGUCGUUGGAAACAGCAUUGUCCGACUCCAUGAAGCUUUCCGUAAAGUUGGUGAGUGCCGACCUCAGGAUCCUGCCUCCGGUAAAAUCACUAGAGUCAAUCUUCUUCACCUUGGGCAACUCGCGCUUCAGUUCGUGUCUCGGCAUGUGGAUCCCCUAUGCAGACGACGCCGUAGACAUAAAUCCAUUGGCUGAUUUGUCAUUCCACCAGGCCAAGGUUGCAAGUGAAAGCGUUACUCGCGACGAGCAAAGACUUCAGAUGGCAAAUUUGCGGUUUAAGGGCACAAGGUCCGGGGUUUUACAGUCUGAACAGCUAUUUGACGACAAGACCAAACGCAAGAAACGGCGAACAGAGGAUAGCACGGAUGUGCCGACAGAAACAGAGACCAUCAUGGGUAAGUCCCAAUAUGCGUCGAUCGCACCGGUCCAAAACGUUGAGUUUAAGUUAACAGACCCCCCAUCGAGUGAGAUCAAUGCCAAGCUCAACAUCCGGUUACGAUUAUGCGGCAGUGAUGUUUUCGCAGGCCUCCAUGAGCUUUCAGCGAUGGCCGACGGGCCCGUUGACCCGUUUAGGAUCCCGGCCUGGUUGACCAGUGAGGGUGGGGGGCGGAACGGUACUGUCACAGGCGGUGUGUUUAGAGCAUAUUCUGCCAGAGAUGUAGGUGGGGGGUUAAUCUAG